Molecule: messenger RNA, 726 nt
Organism: Lachancea lanzarotensis
Lineage: Eukaryota; Fungi; Ascomycota; Saccharomycetes; Saccharomycetales; Saccharomycetaceae
Product: LALA0S01e08944g1_1
Exons: 1
Coding region: 1-726 (241 amino acids)
Molecular function (GO): protein-N-terminal-alanine acetyltransferase activity; protein N-terminal-serine acetyltransferase activity
Source: RefSeq, a predicted model, not a curated record
AUGACCAGAUUAAAUUCCUACGGUCAAGUCAUAGGUGACGCUGUACCAAACUGGGAUCCCAGACCGCUGCCCGAGAAAGUGACUUUGGAAGGAACACACUGUAGGUUGGAGCCGUUAGACUUCGAGAAGCAUGCAAAACAAUUGUAUGCAUCCUACUCCAGUGCGGAAGACGACCGCUCUUGGACUUACGUGCCUAUAGGCCCCUUCUCGGAUUUUUCUGAUUACGCAAAGGUAGCAAUCACAUUUGCGAGUUCGACCACUGUGUCACACUAUGCUAUCGUGCACAGCGGUACCGGACAUGCAAUUGGUACUUUAGCAUUGAUGAACUGUGAUCCUAGCAACGGCUCGGUUGAAAUUGGGUAUGUGCUUUUUUCACCGAAAUUGCAGCGCACUAUGGCUUCCACUGAAGCGGUGUACCUGAUGAUCAAAUACGUCUUUGACACUUUGGGAUACCGAAGAUGUGAAUGGAAAUGUGACAGCCUUAACAUCCCAUCACAUAGAGCAGCGGAACGCUAUGGUUUCAAGGCCGAAGGAACUUUUAGAAAUGCUGUUAUCUACAAAGGUCGCAGUAGGGAUACUCAAUGGCACUCAAUUACAGAUUACGAAUGGCCCAUCGUUUCGCGCGCUUUCGAAGAAUGGCUGAGCGAGAAGAAUCAUUCAAAUGGCCAGCAGAAGGAUAAACUUGCAGACAUCAGAUCAAGGUUGGAGAGCGAGACUGCAAGAUGA